UGUCGGGGUCAUUUCAGUCCAGCGCAGAGCAGUCUCAGAUCAGUCUGGAUACCUGAGAGUGUGACCAGAAUGGCGGGACGUCUUCUUCUUCGAGCCUGUACACAAACAACAUUAAGGCUGAGGAGCAAUGUGGUGGCUAGACCGAUCCACCGUGCCAUGUCCUCAUUGAAAGGAAUACCGACAGAUGAGGAACAGGCCACUGGAUUGGAGCGGCGUGCCCUGCAGGCCCUUAAACAGGGGAAGGAUCCCUACAGUAUGCUGAAGCCCAAGGAGUAUGCUGGUACCAAAGCGGACCCUCACAUUGUGCCAAGCAUUGGAAACCAGAGGAUGGUGGGCUGCGUUUGUGAGGAAGACAACACUGCUAUCGUGUGGUUCUGGCUUCACGAGGGAGACGCCCAGCGCUGUCCUUCCUGUGGUUCCCACUACCAGCUGGUCCACCAUGAACUGCCCCACUGAAACUAAAAUGACAAGCUCUGUACAAACAGGACAACACAGAUGUCCGUAUUUGCCUCCUUUAUGGCCAUAUAUUGCAAUGUGUGCGCAUAAAUUAUCAUUAAAAUGAACUGAACUCAA
This is a messenger RNA of Notothenia coriiceps (black rockcod), 573 nucleotides long. Its product is annotated as cytochrome c oxidase subunit 5B, mitochondrial. The record is from RefSeq and is a predicted model, not a curated record. The coding region runs from base 70 to 456 and encodes 128 amino acids. The transcript has 4 exons. Gene Ontology annotation, biological process: mitochondrial electron transport, cytochrome c to oxygen. Lineage: Eukaryota; Metazoa; Chordata; Actinopteri; Perciformes; Nototheniidae. Gene Ontology annotation, cellular component: respiratory chain complex IV; mitochondrial envelope.